UUGACUAUUGCCCACUAAGCAUGGAGUGACACACUUAAUGCAUUUUGCUAAACAAAUUCUUUCCCUGACAUUUUCAUCUCUCCAAGUUCUAUUUAAAGAGACCGAACCGGAGCUGAUGAGACUGGAUCCCCUGCCCCACAUUUCUGUGAUGGGUUUUCCCCAAACCAGACAAAUAAUGGUCCUUGACCUGCUGCUGUGCUGGAGCUUUGGCUGUGCAGCAGCCCUCGAACCCACAUGCCUCUCGGCUCAGUUUAGAAGGCCUGGUGAUUAUAUCCUAGGAGGCUUGUUCCCUUUGGGAAGGGACAUCCUAAACCUGACAGCACGAUCGGAGCCCACCUUAGUUGUGUGUGAAAGGUUACAUGUAGAUGGGCUCAUAUGGGCUCUUGGGAUGAAGUUUGCUAUCGAUCAGAUCAACAACUCCACCUCCCUUCUCCCGGGAGUAAAGCUGGGCUAUGACAUGUACGACACGUGCUUUGAGCCAGCCGUGGCCCUGAAGCCCAGCCUGCUAUUCCUGACCCAGAACAGCACCACGGGCAUCGGGGUCCUCUGCAACUACAGCGACUACCAGCCUCGAGUGACCGCUGUCAUCGGGCCGUACAAGUCAGAUCUCUCCAUACUAACAGCCAAGCUGUUCAGCUUCUUCUGGAUCCCACAGGUCAGCUAUGGAGCCACCACUGAGAAGCUCAGCAACACGGAGCAGUACCCAUCCUUCUACCGUACUGUUCCCAGUGAUAAGAACUUGGUGGAAGCUGUAGUCCUGCUACUGAACAAGUUUGGAUGGAACUGGAUUGCCACCAUUGGAAGUGAUGAUGAAUAUGGCCGAGGAGCCCAGGAGCAAUUUUUAAGCAUAGCUGAAAAUAACAGCAUCUGCGUUGCAUUUGAGGGGAUAAUUCCUACACGCUUUGCAGACCCCGAUGCCCAAAACUACCUGGAAUACAUCAUUAGUUUAAUUAACAAGACCAAAGUCAACACCAUUGUCCUUUUUGCCCAUAGUGCGUCAGCUCACGCCUUGCUGGAACACAGCAUCAGGUUGAGACUGGGCAAGAAAGUCUGGAUUGGCACUGAAACCUGGAUAUUGUCUGACAUAGCCACCUCCAUCCCAAAUAUUCAGAGCAUUGGGACAGUCUUAGGCUUUAUUAUGAAAACAAGCCCCCUCCCUGGCUUCCAGGAAUACGUUGCUGACCUCUUUACCUCUGUUCAGCAGGAGAAGUUUUGCCAGGAGUCAAGAGAACUCAACCACGUCCUGAGCCCGGACACGCCGGACACGCACUGCAGGCAGUGCGACCACAUCUCACUGCAGGACGUGUCGUCCACACUGAGCCGAGCACAAGUAGAGCCCGUGUACGUCGCUGUCUACAGCGUGGCCCACGCACUGCACCGAGCCCUGGGGUGCACCCAGCGCGCGUGUCCCAGAGCACCCGUCAGGUCUUGGCAGCUGCUGCAGUUCAUGAAUACCUUCCCCUUCAAGGUGAAUGGCCAUGAGAUCAGGUUUGAUCAAUCCCAUGGCACAAACACUGGCUACAAGCUUAUAUUCUGGUCCUGGAAAAAUGACACCCUUCAGUAUCUGCCUGUGGGCGACUAUGAAGAGUCCUUGUACAUCAAUGAGUCCCAGAUUCAGUUUCACACUAAGAAUCAAAAGGAGCCUGCAUCAGAGUGCUUCACACAGUGUAAACCAGGACAGAUCAGACAAAUAAAAGGAUUCCACUUCUGCUGCUAUGACUGUGCAGAUUGUCCAGAGAACAGCUUCUGGAGCGCUAAAGACAGCUCCACGUGCACUGCCUGCCUCCAGCACCAGUGGUCCCCUGCCCGCAGCACGCGAUGCUACGACCGCAGCGAGAAGUACCUGUUCUGGAAUGCGCCCCUCACCAUUGCCUUGCUGACGCUGAUGUGCAUCACCGUGACUCUGACUUGUCUGGCAGCAGUGCUCUUCCUAAAGAACCUUGAGACUCCCCUUGUGCAGGCCUCUGGAGGCAAACUGAGCCUCUUUGCCUUGUUCACACUCCUGCUGCUGUGUCUCAGCUGCUGUCUCUACAUAGGGAAGCCCAGCAGCAACAUCUGUAUGAUCCAGCCCAUAACCUUCACCCUGUGCCUCAGCGGUUGUUUCUCCACCUUCUUCAUCAAGUCCCUUGAGAUCGCCCUUGUGACAGAGUUCCCUCACUGUGCCCCCGCCUUCCUGCACUGGAUGACCGAGAGGAGGGCCUGGCUCCUUGUUGCCCUGUGCCUGCUCCCCGAGUGCUUGUUCUGCUUUGGCUACUUUCACUUGGGCCCUGACUACCUGGUGGUUGACUACAAGUCGCUGCCCACCGAAGUUAUGCUCAUGUGUAACACAGAGUCCUGGUUUGCCUUUGCUCUGAUGCACGGCUACAACGGCUGCUUAGGCUCUGUCUGCUUCCUGUGCACGUUCAUGGUCCAAGCCUCUGGGAACAAGUACAAUUUUGCCAGAGGGAUCACAUUUGCCUUCCUCAUCUAUUUCAUCAUCUCUAUCUUCUUCGUUGCUAUAUUUGUCACACUCAAGACAGUGCUCAGAUCUGUGGUUCAGAUUAGUACCAUUCUGAUAACCAGUCUGGAUAUCCUGGUGACCUACUACGCCCCAAAAUGCUACAUCAUCUUGCUUAAGCCUCAUCUCAACACAGUGGAUUAUUUCCAGAAUUCCAUCGAAGAGGAGCCAGAGGACUCCUCAGUAAAGAGACAAUAAACCAGACCCACCAUCACCUCCUCCUCGAUAGAAGCUGCCUGUAUUUGAAUGAGAUAAUGCUGUUUAUGAUGACCCUAUGGUCCCAGACACAAUCGCCACACAAAAUACAGCCUCAUCCAGUAGGCUGGACGCUAAGAGCAGAACUUAUAAGCUGCAAAGCACAGGGUUCUAAUCAAUGAGCUAAAGCAAAACACCCCAAGCAGGGCAGCAUCCAUCCUCUGUAGCUAACUGCCUGUUUCACCACCCACAAGGCUAGGUAACUGCUCCAGAUAUAUCCAUGCAUCCUUUCCCAGGCCUUGAAAGAACUUUCAAAGAUAUUCAACCACACAGUAACUAGAAAACUAAAAGAGAAUUGUCUGAAAAGGUGUGAGAUUAUAGACCACAAAUAGAGUAUCAUUAAUCACGAGGCUUUAAGAGUACCUAUCUACGCAGGAUCCUCUAUAAAGACCCUCUCCUAGCAAACAACAGCAGAAAACAGCUCCUGUGCAGGUCUGCUCCUGUUAGGUACAGGAGGUAGAUGAGGGGAGGUAACAGACAGAACCAAAAGGUCCCGCACUAUCACUGCAGUCUGUACACAUCUACGUGUGUCUGUGCACUUGCUUUAUUAAAAGUGGAGUCAAUGACAUCCUACAGCUCUGGGUCCCUUUUUCACCAGCUACACUCAAUGCAAACUUUUCACCACCUGGGCUGUGAAACUGGUUCUAAUGACCACCAGGAUCCUUGAUACAACCUUCCCCACUGUCCCUGUAAAUACGAUGCUGUGACAGAACACACUGAUCCUCUGGGCUGCCCUCUCUAUUUAUACAGAGGGGUUACAAGUUAUCAGGUUGGUACUGAGUAAGUUCUGCUCAUUUUGAUUGAGGUUUAGAGGAUACCUGGAAAGGUACACAGGAAGAACAUAGGAGAAGAGUACACAAAGAAAUUGGUGUGUCACACACAAACUGAGGUACAAGGAAACAACU
Molecule: messenger RNA, 3657 nt
Organism: Strigops habroptila (Kakapo)
Lineage: Eukaryota; Metazoa; Chordata; Aves; Psittaciformes; Psittacidae
Gene: TAS1R3
Product: taste 1 receptor member 3
Exons: 6
Coding region: 38-2695 (885 amino acids)
Biological process (GO): G protein-coupled receptor signaling pathway; sensory perception of umami taste; sensory perception of sweet taste
Cellular component (GO): membrane
Molecular function (GO): G protein-coupled receptor activity; sweet taste receptor activity
Source: RefSeq, a predicted model, not a curated record